Molecule: messenger RNA, 4366 nt
Organism: Caretta caretta (loggerhead turtle)
Lineage: Eukaryota; Metazoa; Chordata; Testudines; Cheloniidae
Source: RefSeq, a predicted model, not a curated record
UCCAGCUCAGCACAGGCAGGGCGAGGUCCUAGGUGCCGCUCCUCGCAAAGGAGGGGCAGAGGAGGCAGCCGGGAGUGGGAGGCAUCGGCCCCGGGGACAGGACACACGCACCCGCCUGCGAUCCGGAUCUGGCUCCGCUGCUCCUGGAGCGAGCCCAUGGAGCCGCUGUGGGGGAACCGCAGCUGUGCGAACGGUUCUUUGGUUCCUAUUUCUUGCUCUUCUCGUUGGGUCGUAUGCCAGGUAGUCAGUGACGGCAACCUGUCCACCUCUGUCCAUAAGAAUCUCACUUUGCACAGCAGCUGGGCAACACAAGUAGAAAGCAAAUAUGGAUUCUACAUUGGCUUGGCCCUUGCCAUCUUCUCCAGUUUCCUCAUCGGCAGCAGUGUCAUCCUCAAGAAGAAAGGGCUGCUGCGACUGGUGGACAAAGGGGGCACCAGAGCAGGAGACGGAGGUCAUGGCUACCUUAAGGACUGGCUCUGGUGGGCUGGACUGUUAACCAUGGGUGGAGGGGAAGCUGCCAACUUUGCUGCCUAUGCAUUUGCGCCUGCAACUAUCGUCACCCCCCUUGGCGCCCUGAGCGUGCUCAUAAGUGCCAUCCUAUCGUCCUAUCUGCUCGGAGAGCGGCUAAACCUGCUUGGGAAGCUAGGCUGCAUGCUGAGCAUUGUGGGUAGCACAGUGAUGGUGAUACACGCCCCAGAAGAAGAGGAGAUCACCACUCUGGCCGAAAUGGCUUCAAAACUGAAAGAGCCCGGUUUCCUCGCUUAUGCUGCCAUCCUCUUAGUAGGCUGCCUGAUUCUGAUCUUCUUCCUCGCACCCCGCUACGGGCAGCGGAACAUUCUCAUCUACCUCACCAUCUGCUCCGUGAUUGGUGCCUUCUCAGUGUCUUCCGUCAAAGGCCUGGGGAUUGCCAUCAAGGGCUUCUUUGCUGACCAGCCUGUCCUGCAGAACCCGCUGCCCUGGAUCCUCAUCCUCACGUUGGUGGCUUCCGUCACCACUCAGAUCAACUACCUCAACAAAGCACUAGACAUUUUCAACACCUCCUUGGUAUUUCCCAUCUACUACGUGUUAUUCACCACCAUAGUCAUCACCACUUCUAUCAUCCUCUUUAAGGAGUGGGUCGCCAUGUCGGUGGUGGACAUUAUUGGGACAGUUUGUGGCUUCCUCACCAUUAUUUUGGGGGUGUUUUUACUCCAUGCCUUCAAAGACAUGGACAUAAAUUUAGGGAACCUACCACAAGUUCUUCAGAACAGCGACCAGGCACCAGCAAUCAAGGACGACAAGAACAUUCUGAUAGAAGUGGAUAAUUCUGACAUGAUUGCCGAUGAUAAACCCAAAGUAUUCAUGAUCUACAGCUAAAGCAGUGAUAUAAAUGUUCAAGGGCAGAGGAUGCUGCUCUGAACAGGCUAAAAUGUUACUGAGUAAUUUUAAAGCAAAAGCACAGAAAGUAAAACUAAUCAUGGAUCUGACCAAAUGCUACAGGAGUCAAAUGCAAUCUUCCAGUGGGCUUUGAAGCAGGCCUGAUGUCAUAACACAAGCAAGGGGUAUAUUUUGUGUUCACCCAUAAGACAUCAACAUGAAUAGCUGCUGAAAGUGGCAAAUCCCUUGAAAUAUGACAAGCUUGAAGCAGAAUUCUUCUCUGGGAUCCUUUCUGAAGGCCGGUCUCUCAACAUUGUCAGAUUCUAGUGCAUGAGCUGCACACCUUCCUAACCAGAACUCCGGCUGAUGUUGUGCUUACUUCAAACUGACCUCCACUGACUGACUGAUUAGUGGGUUUUGAUUUCUUUACAGCCCCUAUCGUAAGGGCUCUAGGUACUUCUACAAAACUUAAAAUACAUAGCAACAACAAACAAAACAGGAAGACCCCCAGUGAAUAUUCUGCCCUUGCAAACCCCCUGGGCAGCUUACCCAGACAGACAGCAAGUCCUGACAUAUGACGACCCCAUAAUGUUUCCAAUCCCCGAAAGCCUGCGGGAAAAGAUGGGUUUUCAGCAUGCCAUUGGCUUGCCAGAGCAAGUUCCAUAGUAAAAGGUCCACUCAUAGAAAACACCCUCCUCUGACCCACCAACCCCCUGUUUUUAAAGCCAGGGCACACCCUCAUCCUGGGCAAGUAAAUAUUUAGACAGGCAAGUAAGGUAUCAUUUGUUUUUGUUGUCAUCCUACCAAAGGGCAAUCAAACAGAUUUUAUACCUAGUAAAUUGUCAGGGUAAAUAUGCAACAUGACUUUAUGAAACCUCUGAUGAUUUUAACCACAGCAUCGUAACAUUUGAGAGGGGCUUGAACCAAACAUCCUUAAAGAGGAAGUUCAGGUCAGAUCUGAACAUAGUUUCUGUCGCUUUAGUGAGACAAACCAAAACCUCAGGUCCCGACACCCUAAAUGCUGAGAAAGUUUGAAGCUGAAUUUUGCAGCUCUCACCGCUCCCGAUGCAGAAUAUACCCUAGCAGUGCAAGGAAGUCAGCAGUGUUUGUCCUAAGGUGGCAAAAGCUGCCACAACUGCCUAACUGCAGGAGAACCUAGUCUAUCUGAGUGCGUGAAUGUAGAAGAGGGGACUCACUGCUGGAACUCCACCCCCCAGUCCCCAAAUUGCUGGAUGAUGUGGUAUAACAGGCUCUCCUCUAGCACCCCCAUCUAAAGCAGCCAAGCUCCAUCCACACACUGCUUGCUGCCUCCCCAGACCACUUCCUGUCUCAGACAAUUUCUAGUUUUUUCCACAGCCCCUUCCUGAGCUCAGACCUCCCCAGACUCUUCGCUCCCCUCCCAGGUGCUGCCGAGUUCUUGCCCAUUCUCCAUCAGAGCACUACCUCUCCGGCCUUCUCCCUAGAAGCCCAUUCCUACCAAGCCACUAAGGCUCAGGGCUUCUUCCCUGGACUCCCUUCCCCUAUUCUAGGGCCUCAGCUCCAGUCUACCCCCAAAGCCAGCCACCUAUGGGUGACAUCCUCUGAAGCCUGCCCACCCACAGCCCUCUCCCAUUAGGGCCAGCCCCAGGCUGCCACCUCCCUCCAGCUGAGCGUGUGCUGCCUUUUGUGCAAACCCUCUUGCUCUCAGCUGGGUCCAAUCAUGAAUCAAAGCCACCUGGUCCCCAGCCAGUUAGGAGCAUUUGGAGGGGGCACUGACUCCCUUAUAGGGUGAGCCAGCUGAGCUAAUAGCCAGUGCAAAGUAGCAAUCAUACGCGGCAGAGCUCAAUAUUGCCAGUGGUGAAGAGCUGUAGAAGGUACACCCCAGCCCCUAAAUGAUCUCUGAUUGCGUUUCCUCUGGACGCGAGGUCGCGCUGAAUGGCUCAGCAGGCAACUGGAUGAGAGAAUGCAGUUCUGCUGCUCUUGAUCUAAUGAUUUCACAUUGGAUAGCCCCAGACUUCAGCUUGGUAGUUCAGAGAUGUUCAGACCUGGGGGGUUGAUUCAGUCUUUUACAGAGACGAGCGCUUAACCAAAUGCCAAGAUUUCAAUCAGCUCAGCUUGGAAGUACCCGCAGAUUUCUGAGGGGUUGGCUGUGAAGUUUUGGUUCAGCCCCAUCUCUGCGUUGACCUGUUGUCCUACUAGGACAUUGCUGUGUGCUGGGUAACACCGUGGGCUGUGACAGCGCCAGGAUUGUGUUUUAAAUUAUCUGCAUUCACUAGAAAGGUGAACGAUGCCACUUAAAGCUGUAGGGCCAGAUUCUGCCAGUUUCUGGGGAGUAGUAACUUUGCAAUGGGACUUCCUCUGCAGGAAGGGACCAUUCAGCUUGAGUAAUAAUGGCACAAUUCACACCUUAGAGAAUUUUUAAAAAAAAAACCAGGGCUUUGGCAAAGUGUGUAUAUCUACAGUAGAAAUUAACUUUUGUUUUUGUGAGCUGCGGGCGGGGGGAGGAGUUGUUUCCUGCAGCACAAUGUUAAUUAGCUUUCACGUGAGUGUUUUUCACAUUAGCUCUAAUUGAUGCUGAACUUCUUCUGUAAAGUUACUGGGCCUGAUUCUGCCCUUGCAUGAGCCAGUGUAAAUCGGGAGUGAGCUCAGCGGAGCUACAGCUGGGUAACAUCAGGGCUGGAGAGUGCCGAAUCACUGACUGUCACUGGCUUCCUCAAGACUUAGCACCUUUCCUUGGUUAGUGAAAGUGCUUCUUUAGCCUGGAAGACCAGGUGGGUGCAAAUGCUCAAGACUUUUUUGGCAAACGAGAUUAGUAAUCAAAUAGGCAAAUGUUUUCGAAGCUGAGGUUUGGGAGCCCAUUGUGGGCUGUUUGGGGGAUUUGUGGGAUCCCACUGUGGGAUUUGCAAAGCUAGUUUCCAAGUCUUUUCUCCCCCUCAUUUAAACCCAGAUGCUUUUUGUCCCCAAGGGAAGUGUGGGCUGUACAUUAGAAGCUGGGCUGGCAUAAGUGGGUAACUGAUCUCUGGCUGUACAG